Lathyrus sativus (Indian pea) is the source of this 801-nucleotide messenger RNA. Lineage: Eukaryota; Viridiplantae; Streptophyta; Magnoliopsida; Fabales; Fabaceae. The record is from the annotation of a GenBank genome assembly.
AUGGAUUCGAGCAUGGAAGACGAAGGAGAAUCCGAAUACUACUACGCACACGGCGGCAAGAUAAUGCUAUCCACCGUCGUCACCCUCUUCAUCAUCACCAUCACACUCCUCUCUAUCCACCUUCUUAUCCGAUGGUACUUUCUCCGUAAUCGCGACCGUCGACAACCCCUUAGCCGGACACGCCACAUUCGACGUCGGUCAUUUGUUUUCUACUUUGAACACGACGUUCCUGCCUCACUGAGGCUUGAUCUCUCUCGCGGCCUCGAUCCCUCUGUCAUCUCGUCUCUUCCGGUGUUUAAGUAUUCUUCUGAGGAACCGCCGGUGGAUUGCGCUGUUUGUUUGUCGGAGUUUGAGGAAGGAGAAACGGGUCGGGUUUUGCCCAAGUGUAAUCAUAGUUUUCAUGUUGAGUGUAUUGAUAUGUGGUUUCAUUCUCAUUCUACGUGUCCGCUUUGUAGAAAAUCAGUGGAGCUUCUUCCGGUUCGACCGGUUCAAGUAACUGAACCGGAAGUGACUAUUGAUGUGGGUGAACCGGAGUUAGUUUUGGGUUCGAGUUUUGGGGAAGAGUCCAACCGGGAUGAACCGUGUUCUACUGAGGAGCAAUCUUCGUUAGUUGGCGUGACAGUUGAAGUUCCGGAAACGGUCGAGUGUGAGCCGUCGUCUUCGUCUUUUCGGUCGCCGAUGAGUCGUGUGUUGUCGUUCACCAGAAUUGUUAGCAGAGAGAGGAAAUCGAGCGUUUCUGCUACGUCGGACUUUGUAGAGGAAUUAGAUGCAGAACGAGGUGGAAGGGAGGAGACUCAUUGA